Molecule: messenger RNA, 4331 nt
Organism: Wyeomyia smithii (pitcher-plant mosquito)
Lineage: Eukaryota; Metazoa; Arthropoda; Insecta; Diptera; Culicidae
Gene: Abd-B
Product: homeobox protein abdominal-B
Exons: 9
Coding region: 956-2233 (425 amino acids)
Biological process (GO): anterior/posterior pattern specification; regulation of transcription by RNA polymerase II; proximal/distal pattern formation
Cellular component (GO): nucleus
Molecular function (GO): RNA polymerase II cis-regulatory region sequence-specific DNA binding; DNA-binding transcription factor activity, RNA polymerase II-specific
Source: RefSeq, a predicted model, not a curated record
GUGAACACAUGCGUUUAAUUUCGAUGCUGUUCUUCACGUCCUCGGAACCUUUUUCGAACCUAAACUCGUCAUGACUGGUUGAUAGAACUGUCUAUUCGGUCGGCUUCCAAUGGAGUAAAACUAGCUGGUCCGCUACAGAACUCAGCAGUCCACUUAUUUAUGGAGGAGUGAAAGAGGAAACCAGACAAAGCGAUCUGUGGCAUUAAGGAAAACCGGCGUGCGGAAUAGCAGACAAAAAAAGAAGGAAAAUUAUUGCUUUACAGUGCUUUCAACGGUUCCCCAACCGAGUAGUCGCGUCCAGGUUUGAACGAGUGUCGGGUUUUUAGGCGUUCAAUAAAAUUUUAUAUACUUCAUCGUAAUCGUUUAUCACACUCGGUAGGUGAAGGCAGUGAAAAUCGGAAGCAGCAGGGAAAAAAUCUACGAUCAUCCGAAGCUAGCAAAGAUACGACACAUUUUUUCCAGUUACUAAUUUUCAAUAUGAUUUAAUUGAAUGGUUUUAGUGAUUUUGUUUGUCAUCAAAAUCAGACAGUGCGAAAACCGAGAAAAGUGUGUAUAACAUAAUGAUGUACUAAAAAAUAUUAUUGCUUCAGUAUUGAAGUAAUAAAACAGUUGGAAGGUGCGGAAAGGAUGAUCAGUUCAAUCAGCGUCAACUUAGCACAUCAUAAUAAUCAUAAACAAUUAACGCAAAGCUGAUUUCAGUGACCAAGUGUUCAGUGUCAAGAGAUUGCCAGAUACACUCAAAUUAAGACCAUAUUCCCGUAGUUUCAGUGGCACUCGAGGGGUUGCUUUUUUAUUUUAUGUUGUGUGAUGCUAAUUUAGUACCUUGAGAUAGAACAAAAACAGUUUCCACAUCUCGGCAGUGAAUAAUGCUAUUAGAACUUGCAACUGUUUGCAGUAAAAGUUAAACGAAAGUGUGCACAUAGAAACGAAGAAGUGUACUAUAACUUGUUAAGUGAUGAUCAUUAAAAAAGACUAUAGAGACAACGGGCAGGAAAAAAUGAAUAUGAAAAGAAAGAGCAAUGACAACUACUAUCCAUCGCUCAGAGUGAGUGAUUUAAUCAUUCGUAAGAACAUACCCAACAUACUAGGUCGGAACAGCAUUCUGGCUAGCGCGGCUUACGGGUCUCACGCUGCUGCCGGGGCCUGGUGGGGGCAGCACUCCCAUUCGGUGCACACGGCCGGUGCUGCCAUGUACGAGGACCCUUCCGGGGGUCAAACAAGUGUUGGCGGCCGAAGUCCACCGUCUCUGCAAAAUACCACCCAUAGCUCAAACCAUAUCGUACAGCAACAGCAGCAAAGUCAACAGCAGGCUGCAGCACAACAACAGCAAGCACCAGCACAGGUGCCACCUCAAGUUACGUCACAGCAAACAAACUCUUCCUCAACCGGCCAGCAAAAUAGCUCUGUGGUGUCCUCCCAAACCCAGAUUGUUGCACCCUCAACGGCUAGUGAAUCCCCCGCUAGUGUGAGCUCGCAACCUUCAGGCCCUAUUCAUAUACCAGCAAAACGUCCAGCAUUUGAGACCGAUUCGUCCCGCCUGCGGCAUUCAUAUCCGUGGGGAUACGACUCGGGUGCCGAUUCAGCGUAUCAUCCACAGUAUGGACCGUACGGGUUAGGAGCCGACAUCAAACCCAUGUACUAUCCGGGUUAUCCAACUGAGGCCAACUUUCAACCACAUCAUUACUACCCAAAGUACGAACCUGAUGCGUACAUCGCGUCUAGUGAACGUACACGUGCAGUGACGGCGGAUGCUCCUUCGAUACAGUCUAGUUACGAUACGUACAAUUCUACAGGCCUGCGACCGUACAGUGACACAUAUCCUACUCCCGUGGGUUCAAGUCUUUCCGUGGGAGUUAGUGGUGUAGGUUCCUGUACACCUUCAAACCCACUUGAAUGGACUGGCAACGUGACGGUGCGGAAGAAGCGAAAACCUUACUCAAAAUUCCAGACACUUGAACUGGAGAAGGAGUUCCUAUUCAACGCCUAUGUUUCCAAACAGAAACGAUGGGAGUUGGCUCGCAAUUUGAAUCUUACAGAACGACAGGUUAAAAUAUGGUUCCAGAACCGACGGAUGAAAAACAAGAAAAACUCUCAGCGUCAGGCGGCACAAGCCAAUAGCAGUAGUAGUAGCAGUUCCAGUCAUAAUCACGCCCAGCAACAGUCACAUCACAAUCCGCAUCACCUAAACCUAGGACUGGGCAUGCCUUUGCAUGGUUCGAAAAUGCAUCAGUGACCCUUGGAGCAUCAUCAGGACGACGCCAAUGGACAGCUGAAGAUGGAAAUGUGUGACGUCCCGACCGCACCAAUGUGCAACCAUAUUCCGCAUCCUCAUUUGAUCAAUUAUCACCAUUAAGAUGAUUGAUUCAGAAGUGAGGAUGGAGGCGAAUUGUGUUUCACAAUGAGCAUUAACCGAAGCUCCCCUUGAUAAUACGUAACAAAUGCGCUAUUAAUAACGUGCAAGCAAGGCCACCAAUAUACAGCUUCUGCAGAGUGUCGUCUGUGCGUGGAGAACGAUUACUAAACCAUAUAUUUAAUAUGUAGACCAUAUUGUAUGUAAAUAGUACAAGAAAGUUGAAUUGAGGUAGGACAAGGAAGAUUGCGGAGGAAAGCUUUCUUCGAGAAUCUUGCAGAGAGAACAAAAGAAACGCAAAGUUAGUGACUAAAAAUGACACGGUGAAAUUUAUUGCUUGAAAAUUAAGAUAAAGAUUAAGACUAGCGGAUUAUGAAUAGGGAAAAUUUUCUUUCCUUGCCUAUUAUCAAACGUACAAGUGAAAAAUUUUAUGAAGGCAAAAUCAUGUGAUUAUAAUUUUAAUUGAAUAAUAUUGGUCCUUCUGUUUCUUCUUCCUUACGCAGUCAACCAGUGGUAGAGUUUCUUAGCCUAAUUUUGUUGCUCAGUUUUUUUUAGUUAAAGCGAAAAUAGUUUAUAGUCUAGUACUUUUUGUCGUGAUUUUUCCGAUAUCAUUACCAAAUGUGUAAAUCUGUUGAAUGAGUUGUGAAACAGUGGGUAACAAAAAGGAGGUUCUUAUAUUAGUUUUAUAAUAUGAGUUGAGAUAGAAGAGUUUAAUGUUCCUGUUGUUUCGAUCCAUAACCGUUCUCGCGAGUAAAUACAUUGUUCAGUUUAUCGUAAGCUAUACUUGGCUGGCUGAAUGUCGACAUCUGGUUUAGUAUAGCUUACAGCCGAAUAAUGGCUACCUCAAUAAUAUUGAUUACUGUUUCCCGUAUCAUGAAGGUGUUAUUCAGUUGGUUUUAAUUAAAUUGUGUUCAGCUUAAACUGUUUUGCUCAUUUAUAUACACCUUGCUGCUCUAUCUACAAAACGAAACCAAAAUAAUCUAAAGUGUGAACAUGCUCCCCGCAGUUAAGAGUGUAAUCCUUCAUGCUGCCUCGUCAUCUGUUUGAGUUGGAUUGUUAAAAAUGGUUUACCUACUGUCCUGUUUAAAAUUAAGAAAACUACCGGGAUGAUUGCAAAUUUCUUUUACAGUGAAUAAAGUAUCUAAUUUAUGUAAUUUUAUUUGUACAUAUACCGUAUGGGUAAAAUUAGUUUCGAUAUAAUAUUAACAAAUCUAGUAAUAAGUAUAAUAGUGCUAAAGUAGUGUUAUAUAUUUCCAGGCAGGAAAAAAUCUCUAAAGAAAUUGAAUCAGAGCAUAGCAUCACAUUUCAUAGAUAUAGCCAACAAUACAGUUUUGACAUUAUCAAACGUGCUCAAAUUUUCACAUAAAACCAUGCAAAUAAUUUUAUUAAUGAUAUUAGAAAAAUCUUGUCAUGUUCGAACUUAACAGAGAAACCGAAUCGUACUGUCAAACACCGCUACCUACUUAGAGAAGUUGGUUACAUGAAUUCCGUUUAAAUCCGUACUAAACUCUAACUCCAUGCCCAGUAAUAAUACAUUACAGUAGCGAACCUCUCUCAGACGAAUUUCAGAAAAGAAAUCAAAAUUUCUCGCUUCGAUUUACGAGUAGAAUUGUUCCACCGACACUUAUGGAUCCAUGAAGAAAGUGUUGCUGGAAAAACAACAGUUUAAAAAGUUUCCAAAUUUGCAGGCGAAAAAUCAUGUAAAUAGUUCCCUCUCGAUUAGAAUGAAAAUUAAUCUUUUGAAUAUUAUAGUAAACGCGGACCGUAACUUUAAAGUUGGAAUGCACUACGAGAAUGACGCGGUACGAUAAAGAAGUACAUCCAAACUAAGUCUAGAGAAGUGAUUGUAGUGAAAAGUAAAUGGAAUAAAAAUGAAAAAAAAAAACAUAACUGAUGUAGUAAGAGAACAUUUUAACAAUUGUAAUUUAAUUAGUUUUAAUGUAAUAACUUUAAAUAAACGUAUUAAUAUAUUAUUGCAAUA